Chaetomium strumarium is the source of this 716-nucleotide messenger RNA. RefSeq lists its product as uncharacterized. The coding region runs from base 266 to 511 and encodes 81 amino acids. Lineage: Eukaryota; Fungi; Ascomycota; Sordariomycetes; Sordariales; Chaetomiaceae. The transcript has a single exon. The record is from RefSeq and is a predicted model, not a curated record.
CAGCGAGGAGUACCACUUCUCGACAGAUCUGCUCGCCUCUGGUCUGUCACCGACAUGGUCUUCGAAAAUCAGUUUCAAGGGGAAGUGAACGGCCUCUCUCUCUAACCAUGUGAUCGAGUGCGCGUAGUUUCUAUUGUUACUAUUUGUUGAGGGGCUUGCUGAUGUUCUGGCUUUCCUUGAUCUUUCUAUCUGAACUGACUAACUAUGCUGGAAGGAAUUCAUUCGUGGGAUAUAGGAGCCGGUCGACACUGUGGAUGAUGAUUUUAUGCUUGUCUUCAAAUUCCCAAUACCGCCUCUCUGGGUAGCCACAGCGAUUUGCUGCGCUCUUGUGCCCGGACAAGAAACCUGCAAGCACGGGAGAUGCCUAUCAUAUAAAGUGUGCGGCACCACCACUGGGACCGCUAAACCCAAGACUCCCGUGCUACUCUAUAUGAACGAUACACUAAGGGUUACUAAUGAACAGGAACCAGAUGUGUGGUGGUACCGCCUCCGCCGUCGGCAGUCGCGAUGAAAACGAGGCCGUUGUGCCUUGGUGGCUUGAGCUCGGAGCAGCCGGUCGGCAUUUCGGACGGUGCAAUCCACGAUGCACUCCUUCCGCUGCAGGAGUAUGCAUCUUGGUGCAUGUCGCCGACACCGGCGCAGGCUACCUCUUCUGGGCACAUGCAGGCCCGACUCUAAUCCCUGGCUAUCUGAAGUGUAAAACACGACGUGUCUUU